GUGAACAGAAAGCGUCUCUGGUGUUUUCCUGAUAUGUCUGAUGUCAGUCGAGUUUUUGUGGUGCUGAUUCUCAUUUCAUGUUCAUGCCGCUGACCUCCUUUCAUGCUUGUAACUUGUGUGCAUUACUUCAAAGCAACUCUCACAUUUUCACCCACUUUAAGAGUGGAACCCGUCUAGGUAUCUCUGCCAGACUUCAAGAGCUUUAACUAACACAACGAGCGAGCGAGGAAGACUUACUAUUUUUGGUCUGAAGGAGGUUUAUUAUUCAAGACCCACGCUGUGCCCAGCUAGGCAUGGAUCGACUGUGCAGUAGAAUCGUUGUUCUUUUACUCACUGGAGUGUUGAUCACCAGUACAAGUCCAGAGGAACUCGAAGUCUAUUUGGAACCAAAGUACAUUGAAGUCUAUGAAGGAGACUCAGUCACGAUCAACUGCACUUUUCAGCCCGGUGAAAAUUAUAAACUGAGGUGGUACUACAGUCCGACUGAUUUAGACUGUAACUCUGGAACAGAAGGAUUACAUGAAAAAAGUUUUAAUAAUACAGAAAAUAAAGACACUUGGUCAAUAUUCACCAUUAAUUCCAUCAAAACCAGUGAGAGUGGAUGGUACUUCUGCAAGGUUAUAAAAGAUAUUCCUGUUCUCUUAGAAAAAUGCAGUAAUGGAGCACAAGUUCUGGUCGAUGCCAACAGCACCCAGGAAUAUCCAAAACAGCCACAGAUGCAGAAUCCAACUACACAAGAUUACCCCACAACUUGCUUGAUCAGUGCCACAACAAUCCUCACAACAUCCUCCUCACCACCGUCCAGCAUUGGUCAGUGGUGGAUAUGGCUAGCGUCGGCAGCUGGAUGCGUAGUACUAGUUGUGUCCAUUGUUGUCAUAUGUAUCGUGACUCGCAAACCGAAAGAGAACAUCUAUAUGAACACCAAACCAGUGGAAUCGAGCUGCUGGAGGCAAAACCGUACUAAGAGGGACAUCUGCGACCUGCCUGAGUCCAAAAAGACUGACACCAUUAAACCACUGAGGAAGUACGACACUCUUUCAAGCAACAGAAUCCGCAGGCCAUAAGUAUUCCAUAUGAAAGAAUUAUCCCCUGAAAACACAUUAAAUAUCUUAUAUUACAUGCCUUACCAUGGACAUAUAUUUAAUUUUGUACUGUAGCAUUUCCCAAGAUGGGAAGAUGUAAAUAUAAAGCUGAUUUUUUUUUUUUUCAGAAAGAGAUAGCCUACAUGAGAAAAGCUGAUUUUUUCUUUCCUUUCAAGACUUACAUUCAGUGGUUACAAAAAUAAUUAGAAAACAUCAAAAAGAAAAAUCUGCCACACCCCUUUUCCACUCACAAUUAAUAUAGCAUAUUACUCUGACAGCAAAAACAGGUCUAUGGUAUUUCAGAACCAAAAUAAAGAUUAAUCGAUCAUGAUUAGAUAACAAACCACAUAGCCUACUGUGACAGUGGCACAUGAGAGAAGAAAAUAAGGAACUGAGAUGUUUCAUACUUAUGAAUCAUUAAUUCUUAUGUAGUCACUAGAGGAACUGAGAAUUUUCUUUGAACACCAGUUUCCACAUAACUCAUGUCAGUCAGUGACCUAAUUAGGUUAGAUGCCAUAUUGAAUUAAACACGUGAAAAACGCGGCUGUGAAGGACCGACUUACAGUCUUUACAAUGGCACACACUGUAUAUUUCAAAACUCAUAACUUAAAACACUGUUCUAUGGUGUUUUUGUCUACUGAAGCUUUUUGAACAACGAUGUUGUUAAACAACAGUACAAUCCACUGUACUUCUAUCCCUCACAGCCUCAUUUCAUUCGGGCCAGAAAUGAAAUACUCGACGUUGCGACCAUAGACUGUAUAAAAACGGUUGCGACACACGACAGUUAUAGCCUACCUCAGAUCUUGAAAAUAACUUAACGGAAACAAGGACUUUCAAACUGUGAACUCUGUGUGCACAAACAAGUGCUUUCCAUGACAAAGAAUGUGUUAGUAGCUGAAUAUGUAAUUUGAACAUUGAUAAAAAUGUUUAUUUUAUAAGCCUACUUACCGAUUUCUGUUCGAUUGUGAGACAGUAGCGUACUAGUGUUUUUUCUGAGAGAAGAUAGAGCCCGCCCACACGCUCACGCGCUCUUCUGAUUGGCUGAACUUUAUGAUUGCUUUUGUUACAUUUCGAAUGUUAUGUUUUGUUUUUUUAAAGAAAUUAAUACUUUUAUUCAUUAAGAAAUAAAACAGUUAUUCAGUAAAGACUUUUACACUUUGACAUUGGUAAUAAUAAUAAAUGUUUCUUGAGCAUCAAAUUAGCAUAUCAGAAUGAUUUCUGAAGGAUCAUGUGAGUGAUUAUGCUGAACAUUCAGCUUUGUCAUCACUGGAAUGAUUUACAAAUGAAAAUACAAAUCAGUAAAGUGUAAUAACAUGUAACAAUAUUACUGCUUUUUACUGUAUUUUUCAAAUAAAUAAAAACAUUUAAAAAAUC
This is a messenger RNA of Cyprinus carpio (common carp), 2456 nucleotides long. RefSeq lists its product as uncharacterized. NCBI's taxonomy places the organism in Eukaryota, Metazoa, Chordata, Actinopteri, Cypriniformes, Cyprinidae. The record is from RefSeq and is a predicted model, not a curated record.